This is a messenger RNA of Alternaria hordeiaustralica, 894 nucleotides long. RefSeq lists its product as uncharacterized. The record is from RefSeq and is a predicted model, not a curated record. Lineage: Eukaryota; Fungi; Ascomycota; Dothideomycetes; Pleosporales; Pleosporaceae. The coding region runs from base 1 to 894 and encodes 297 amino acids. The transcript has 2 exons.
AUGGAGGGAAAGCACGACAGUCAUCAACAUCGCGACUGGGUAAAACUUCCAAGGUUUGCGAGGCCCAAUAUCGACGUUCUGCUCAUCCACCAUCACUCAUCCUCAUCUCUUAUCUUUCAUCCCUCAUCUCUUAUCUCAUUCCUCAUUCUCAUUCCUCCUCUCUUAUCUCUCAUCAAUACCCCGCAACAGAACAAAAAGCAGAAGGAACCGAAACCGUCUGCAGCGGUGUUGGAGACAAGGCUCCAGACUGCAUAUACUAGCUUCACUGCACGAGCCCCGGCAACUCUGAAGCCAACCGAAGUACCCAUCGACAUCGGUUCCCUGGCAGAAUGGGUGACUCUGCUGAACACGCCGACUGAGUUUGGGCUCCCGUUGAGUUCGCGGAGGAAGGAACAGACCCGGACCAAGUUCGACACCGCCAUGGACCUCACCAAUCGGGGUGUCGCAUACCUGGAGAACGUUGUGCCUGCACUAGUCAAGGCAAACAUGGCGAUGAAAGAAAGGCUCAGAUCACCUUCUAGCGAAUCCAUGAUGCCCGAUAGCGUUGCACCGCCCCCGCGUCGGUCUACAGCAGACGAUGGCCUGCAUCCUUGCACAUCGUCGCUCCACUCCAACGACUGCAGCGGCACAGCAGAUGAAUUCGCCUCUGCGCCUGACAGAACGACUAGCGAGACAGCAAUGAUCGACGCUCCGCCUCUGUCUCCGGAGGAAGCUGUGUGCGAGCAGGGUGCGGGUGGUCCAAGCCAAUUUGGCGAGUACGAAGACGGCCUCAUGAUCGAACCGCGCGAUGAGCAAUAUCUGCCGUCGCCUGAAGACUGGAUGUGUACACCAGACGGAGACCUGGCGCACGGCAUCGUAGACGAGCAAGCCGACGACAAUCCAGCCUUCCAAUAG